Molecule: messenger RNA, 612 nt
Organism: Leptosia nina
Lineage: Eukaryota; Metazoa; Arthropoda; Insecta; Lepidoptera; Pieridae
Source: the annotation of a GenBank genome assembly
AUGGUGCGUUGGAGGACUUGCUUUCUCUUGGCGAUGCUCUUACUGCUGCCCGCGAGGAUUAGCACCAGGUCUGAUGAAGAGGAAGAGGAAGAACGGAGCGAAGACGACGAAGAAGAUGACAAUGACGAUGACGACGACGACGACGUAGAAACACCUGAGAAGGAGGGCCGGAGGGCGCCGCAAGUGAUGAUGCAGACUAGUGCCAGAACCGCAGGGGUCACCAGAACAACUAAGCGGCGUCCACUGGAGUGCUACGUGUGUGCUUACAAACCGGAGACACCCUUAAGAGCUUGCCUGGAUCCAACGAAAUACAGAGUACACACGAUGACAUGUCAUAGCGUGGACGACAAAUGUGUCACCUCAGUCACGUCUAAAGGGAGUACGUAUGAGGCGGUGACGCGAGGCUGUCGGUCAGGAUGCCUCGGAUCACCAGAUACGACCUGCUGCGAGUUGAACCGUUGCAAUAACCAAGCCUUCGCCAUGCCCACGCUUAUAGCGCCGCGUGCGCUGGCCCAAGAGAGCAAAUCGACCAAAGCUUUGCCAACGUCAGUGCUAUUCUUCGUCACGAUACUUCUGUUACUACAGACAGUAGUUAAAGUCACAAUCGUAUGA